CAGGCAUUAGAUACCAUGUUCACUCAUCUGGAAUGUCCAUAUUUCUUCAUUGAAACCGAUGUGUUGGUUGGUAGUAGAGUGGUAGACAAACACAAGUAUUGUUUACUAGAGAUGCAGGAAUGUUUUGAGACCUACUGUAUGAGGAAAGACCAAGCUGAACAGAGUUUAGAAGAAAUCAAGGUAUCAAGUAAACAACAAUCACUUGGUGAUGGUGGAAGCUUUCCUAUACAAUGUAGUGAAGAACAGAAAUUAGAUCUGUGCCAAAAGUUAUAUAAACUAAUUUUCCAACUAGUUAUGCUGUUUGAAAGUUACAUCAAGCUACUAGAUUGUUUCAAACUUGUACAGACAGCCUCACAGGUAAACAUCCUAAAGAUUCUCUGAUUUAUAUUCUGAUGUUCUUUUAGCUCACCUGAGCAUCAAGUACUCAUUGCAAUUUGUCUGUUGUUCUCAACAAUUCAUAUAACAACAUUUACUUAAACAAUGUGUGAAUUUUGACCUAAAGGAAUGAUCCUUAAAUGACCCUGUACAAAAGUUAUAUAUAAAUGAUGCCAGUCCGAUGCACAAGUAUGUCACAUGAGCU
Molecule: messenger RNA, 580 nt
Organism: Ruditapes philippinarum (Manila clam)
Lineage: Eukaryota; Metazoa; Mollusca; Bivalvia; Venerida; Veneridae
Product: protein furry homolog
Exons: 4
Coding region: 16-381 (121 amino acids)
Source: RefSeq, a predicted model, not a curated record